Molecule: messenger RNA, 949 nt
Organism: Silurus meridionalis
Lineage: Eukaryota; Metazoa; Chordata; Actinopteri; Siluriformes; Siluridae
Gene: rbp4
Product: retinol binding protein 4, plasma
Exons: 6
Coding region: 170-745 (191 amino acids)
Biological process (GO): retinol transport
Molecular function (GO): retinol transmembrane transporter activity; retinol binding
Source: RefSeq, a predicted model, not a curated record
AGUUAUGCAAAAAAAACUGUCCAAUGAACAAAAUGCUUGGAGUGUGGGUUUUCAGUUACUGGGUGGGAUUGUGAAAUUGUCUGCAAGUUUGCCCUAUAUAAGCUCAGUGUGUAACAGUGUUGCACUGAUUCUCAUCCAGUACGUCUGCUAAGAUUCUACAAACAGCAAUAUGCUGAGGCUCACUAUUGCCCUUUGUGUCCUGACCAUAGCCUGGGCACAAGACUGUCAAGUUAGCAAUAUCCCAGUAAAAGAGGACUUUGACAGGUACAGGUUCCAAGGAACAUGGUAUGCUGUAGCCAAGAAAGACCCAACAGGACUUUUCCUUUUGGAUAAUGUUGUGGCAAAUUAUAAAGUGGAGGAAGAUGGAAAAAUGACAGCCACUGCAUAUGGCAGAGUCAUCAUUCUAAACAACUGGGAGACAUGUGCCAACAUGUUUUCCACAUUCGAAGAAACUGAAAACCCUGCCAAGUUGAAAAUAAGAUACUGGGGUGCAGCUGCAUAUCUCCAGAGUGGAUAUGAUGACCACUGGGUCAUUGACACUGAUUAUGACAACUACGCCGUGCACUACGCCUGCAGAGAGCUGGAUACAGAUGGCACCUGUCUGGAUAGCUACUCCUUUAUCUUCUCCCGACACCCAAGUGGUUUAAGGCCUGAGGACCAAAUGAUUGUGACACAGAAGAAGCAAGAAAUUUGUCUUCUUGGCAAAUACAGGCGGGUUGCUCACACCGGUUUCUGUGAUGCCUGAUUCUAUGAUUCUCAAGGCUAUUGCCAAUAGCUUUUUGUUGCAUUUCAGUGUCAAUACAAGUGUAAAUAAACCCAAAUAUAAUUCUGAACAUAAUUCAUUAACCAGAAUAGAACCACAGAACUACAAUGAGUGAAUAAUGACUCUUUUACAAUGAUUGUUGUAUUACAUAACCUGAAUAUUUUUCAAUAAAAUGUUUAAAUUGGA